CCAGAUCGCGACUAAUUAGAAAAUCUCUUUAAUGAGAUUAUCCCCUCCAUCCUCCAUCCUCUAUUCUCCAUCAGUCACCCUCCAUCCUCCAUCACCCGUUGGUCGUGAUUGUUUACCUUUUGCGCAUCAUUGUGCUGAUUGCAGCACCUUUUUUGGCACCUAAUCUCCUCCACCCCCUUUCAUUUUCUAAUCCCCCUGUCCACCUCCUCCUCCUCAUCAUCAGCCCACGACAGCCUAUACUGGAGGAGAGAGGAGUCGUGGAGAAAGGAGGGAGGGGAAAGCGAGGACACACCCGCCCGCGUACCGUUGCUUUUGGCCGGUGCACACGGUGAGGAUGCAGCAGACAACAUGAGGUGAUCCCACAUUGGAGAUAUAUUUUUAUAUGUAAAGCAUUUUUUAUUUCAAGAGAGGAGAGCUGAUUGUCUCAACAUCCACACAGAGAUGACUGCAGUCCCACCCUAAGAGGAAGCCCUGCAGCCAGCCGAUCCUCCGCCCCUACCCUGCAGUUCCACAGGCUGCAGGACCCAGACGACCUGAAAGGUGCAGCCUUCGCCUUCCUCCCGGCCCCACACAAUGACUGUUGCCACAGGCGACCCCUCCGACGAAGCGGCGGCGCAUCCGGGCCACCCGCUGGACUACGACCCAGAGGCUGACCACGAGUGCUGCGAGAGGGUGGUCAUCAACAUCUCUGGGCUGCGCUUCGAGACCCAGCUCAAGACGCUCUCGCAGUUCCCCGAGACGCUGCUGGGAGACCCCAAAAAGAGAAUGCGGUAUUUUGACCCGCUGAGGAACGAGUACUUUUUUGACAGGAACAGACCCAGCUUUGACGCCAUAUUGUAUUACUACCAGUCAGGUGGUCGGCUAAGAAGGCCGGUCAACGUCACGCUUGAUAUCUUCUCGGAGGAGAUACGCUUCUAUGAGCUGGGUGAGGAGGCCAUUGAGAUGUUCCGAGAAGACGAAGGCUUCAUCAAAGAGGAGGAGCGUCCUCUUCCCGACAACGAAUUUCAGAGACAAGUUUGGCUUCUUUUCGAGUACCCGGAGAGCUCGGGUCCGGCCAGGAUUAUUGCCAUCAUCUCUGUUAUGGUCAUCCUCAUAUCCAUCGUCAGUUUCUGCCUGGAGACGCUUCCCAUCUUCCGCAAUGAGGAAGAUGAGAUGCACAAGUCCCAUGCAGAGAUCUUUUCACCAGAGACCAACAGUACCAUCAUCAGAUACACGUCCACCUACUUUACCGACCCUUUCUUCAUCCUGGAGACGCUUUGCAUCAUCUGGUUCUCCUUUGAGUUUCUAGUGCGCUUCUUCGCCUGUCCCAGCAAAGCGGGCUUCUUUGGGAACUUAAUGAACAUCAUUGACAUUGUCGCCAUCAUCCCGUACUUCAUCACGCUCGGCACGGAGCUAGCCGACAGUCCUGACGACGGUCAAGCAGGACAGCAAGCUAUGUCUUUAGCCAUUCUCAGGGUUAUCCGAUUGGUGCGGGUAUUCCGAAUUUUCAAGCUCUCUCGUCACUCUAAGGGACUUCAGAUCUUGGGCCAGACCCUCAAAGCUAGCAUGAGAGAGCUCGGACUGCUCAUCUUCUUCCUCUUCAUCGGUGUCAUCCUCUUCUCCAGCGCUGUCUACUUUGCCGAGGCUGAUGAGCCUCAGUCUCAGUUUGAGAGCAUCCCAGAUGCCUUCUGGUGGGCUGUGGUGUCCAUGACCACCGUCGGCUACGGCGACAUGGUGCCGACCACCAUCGGCGGCAAGAUUGUGGGUUCCUUGUGUGCCAUUGCCGGCGUGCUGACCAUCGCCUUACCGGUGCCCGUCAUCGUGUCCAACUUCAACUACUUCUACCACCGCGAGACCGAAGGUGAGGAGCAGGCACAGUACCUGCAGGUGAACGCGCCCAAAGCUGACUCGGCCGAGGAGCUGAAGAAGAGUCGUAGCGGCUCCACCAUCAGUAAGUCGGACUACAUGGAGAUCCAGGAGGCUGUCAAUAACAGCAACGAGGACUUUCGUGAGGAGAACCUCAAGACCGCCAACUGCACACUGGCCAACACAAAUUACGUCAACAUCACCAAGAUGCUCACAGAUGUGUAGUCCGCAGCCCGGCCCUCCUCACAUGUGCUGGAAAACUAAAAGGCAAUAGAAAUUCAGAAUUAUAAACUCCUGCCGCGCUUCACUCCUGCCCUUAAACUGAUACCUGUCAAACAGAGCCAGAUUUUGCAUUUGCAUGGAGUUUUUUUCUAUUUGGCUCUUUAAAAAAAUGUCACGCUGAUGACAGACGCCAACAAUAGUGCACAAAAAAGAAGGGAGCAAUGAAAAAAGCUUUUUCAAAUAAACACUUUAGUCGCUUUAUCCCUCACGUACCAGGGUGCACCGCUCUGCUUUAGGCACAACAAAAAACUCUCUUAUGCGUCAUCAUUUUAAAAAAUGUGGUCAUGCAGCGGGUUCUUUGGGGUGGUGAGGUGCUCCGCAAUAGUCUUCACAAGGAUGAAUGACAGCCAUCAGCACCACUAUGCUGGUGGUUCGAUACCUUUGUCUUUCGCACGCACUAACAUCAGUAUCUGAUGAGUGACUGAGAAUGGCCUUGACGUCUCACUGCUUUGCUCUUAAUGUGCGUGUGUUGCCAUGUAAAAGCCCAUUCACCUGAUUGGUCUUGUACCGCAGAGCUUUGAGGACAACUUGAAUGUUUCUUCUCUGGUUUUUGUUUUGCUUUCACAUUCAGUGCUUAGAUUCACAUAAUAGAUGAAUAGAGGACUUCACCUGUUAGUAGGUGCAUGAUAUUUUUAAAUUCAAUUUUCACUUACUUCCCCCACUGUUUUGUUGGCACACUGCCCUCUACAGGCUGCUACGCAAUGCGUUAAACAUUGAGAAUCUUAAGAUGGGCAUGCACUGUACGAAUUGUAAAUAAGGCCCUGUCCACACAGGAACACUCCUGUUUUUUUGGGGGGGUUUUUUGGCAGGUUGAAAAAAAAUUGCGUCCACACAGUGUUGGAUCAGUAAAUUGCCACAUCCACACGGGAACGGGUUAAUACAUAAUGCACACCUACAGUACAUGUGGCGCUGUAGACAGACACACAGACAAAGCCACGUGAAACACCAGAAGAAGGAAGACUGCUUGCGCACAAGUCGUCUUCCCCUUAUCUGGUUUGUCCAGACUUGGGAUGAAGUGGAAUUACUUUUGCGAGUCACUUUAGAGUAUGAGACAAAAAAAUAUCAGCAGACUGUCUAACAGUGUCAUGCUAGUCGAAAUAUUCAGCUAUUGUGUUAGCUUUUUGGCAGAGGUCACUCCUGGUCAUGUGACGGGGCGGUGACUUAGAUUAUCAGCAUUAUUAUCAGCAUUUUCAGUUCUGAGUUUUCAGAAAGUAUCGGUUUGCUUGUUGUAGACAACACAGCAUUAUCAGAUUUUCCCACCCUGGAGACCUUUUUAAAAAAAUACAGUUUCAUGGCAUGCAGAACGCUGUUGCCAUCUGGAUGAAAGACUGAAACGAUAAAAUACUUUACCGUUUCCACCUGAAAAUGUUCCCGUGUGGACAGGCUCUAAAUGGGUCCAACAACAGUGUGUUGGGCAAAAUCGAGCCCUGAUGCUGGAAUGUAGAUGGUUUAAAAGUGCUUAUUGAAAGCCCUCCUGGGAACAAGCUGUUUUGUGUGUCCGUAGCUUUAAUGCUAACGAGCUGAUUGGCCCCGCCUGUGUCGGACAGAGUGUGUGUUUCCAAGAAGAGCUAUUCUGUACUUAAUCUUACUUUUCCAACGUAAUAGAUGCCAUAUAUCACAUACAACAACAUAACUUAAAAAUUAAGGGGUGGGACAGGAGGACUCAAACGUUAUCAACACUAGCAUAGCUAUGUGAGCUACAGUGCUAAAAUUACACUCACAUUUUAACAGCAACAUCAUGCUAGGUUGGCUUAUUUGCUGAAGAAAAACUAAAUGAUAAAACUUACAGUUCCCACGUCUGUAGCUGACUGACGGACUGACGACUGAGCUUUAGACACUACUUUAAGAUGUGUUGCGAAGCCUGAGGAAGGGGAAUUUUUCUAAGCCACAACUUAAAAAGCUGAAAAUGGAGGGAGAUGGUGGAUUUUUUUUCACAAUUGGUGGUUAUGAACAGGCUCUACAGUAUAACAUUUGAACAUCAUUUUUGUAUAUCUCGACUCAAUCUUUUGGAUCGGGUCCAGUGUUUUUGGCACAGAUCAAGACACAAAUAAUGAGGGAGGCAACGUGCUUCGUUGUUAGAGUUGUUUUUAGCAUUAGCAUUCACUUCCAAAUGUCUUCUGAUGUUUGAUGGUUGGCAAGAAAGGCACAUUACGGUGAUAUACAGCGUACUUAAAUGUAAUGUUUUUUUGGUCUUUCUUCAGCAGAGGUUUACAUUGUACAGUGGAACCUUGGAUAGUAUCAUUAAUUCAUUCCAGAAGGUCCGACACUAACCGUGGCGGAUGCUAACUAAGGUUCCACUGUAUGUGUAUGCAAAUAGACAGCUUCAAAGUUACACGCUCCAGCUUGUUUCUAACAGCGUGACGUACUGUGGCCCUAAAUGAUCAAAAAGACAUGGUACUGGACUGGUAAAAGAGUUUUGCAUCGCAGGAUGGUACAGUGUAUGCCCAGCUUUAGGGGGAUUUCACACAUAUGGUCCUACAUGACACUAGAAGCCUUUGCCAGGUUGCCGUAAGCACAUUGCUGUCGCAGCUGUGACUUUUAACAAUUUAGGAACCUCAAUUCGUGGUGCUCAUCAUGGGUUAAAUAGCAACUUUUUAAGAGUGGAUGUAAAGACACUAUAAGCAUGACCUCAAGUUCAUACCUAGAAGCAUGAAUUAGAAGCUUUCCACUGAGGCAAAAAAAAUUAUACUAUACUAUAUUUAGAAUAUACGACGGAUAUAGAAUACACGUGUCCUUUCACCACACCAGAGACUUUCUAGCAGUGUUGAAGAGACCAUCGCCAUGUUUGUAUUCUUUUUGUGACAAAGCUAAUCUUAACAAGUGAGCUCUGCUUCCAGAGUGCCAAAGAGACACUUUCACUCUCACACUCCUACUAGCCAUUUCCCAGCAUACCUCGGGGCGAUAUUUAAAACCACAGAGAUUUGGGUGGCGUUUAAUUAACAGGAAAAAAAGAGCUUGGCACGUCGUUAAAGAUUAGCUUUGGGAGUAAAUAAGGUUCGGAUUGCAGGAUGGUGUCCAAGCGUUGGCUCAGCACUGCCAAGGUAGCAGCCAGGCACAUCCAUCCGUCCGUCUAUCCAUCCAUCAGCAGCAGUGUAGCUGACCUUGGCUAUCCUCCUCCUGAGCCCCCCUCUUGGUUGGAUGUUAGUGGUCUGAUAUAUGACAGCGAGGCAGACAGUCUGUUUGUAGCAUGUUUUAAUGUUUCAAUGAACUCGCCGUCUAUUUUUAGGCCUUUCCAAUCCUGUUCACCGCGCUCUUCAACAUGCAACAACACGUGUCAUGCCACCGCUGCCAAUGUGUGCUCGCCCACGUUCACACUCACGUGGCGUGAAGGAGAAAAAAAAUGUAAGAAUAAAUUUGCUGCUUUUUCCUUGAAUAUGGAAGGAAAUACGUUUUUAAAAAAAAAGAAUAGAACCUGACUGAUCAGUUUAGCAAUAUUUUAAAAUGUAUCUAAAAGCACUAAUACAAGCUGAAUAACGUGGGAGUGUGUGUAUGUGCGUAAGCGAUGCAUUCAUGCCCGACAAGCUUGACUAAAACAGGUACAUUUUGCCAUGAAUUUCUUUAUUUUAUCACAGAAUUUUUUUUUUUAUAUGAAACCCUACUAAAUUCUCAUGUGAAUGAGAACGAUGCGCAUCGAUAAAUGUCCUCGCCGUGUUCAUGUAUCACUCAUGUACUUUAUCUUUUAAAAGGGUUGGGAAAAGAAGGUUGUCUAUGGGAGUAUGUCUAUGUGUGUGAGCAACAUGUUCUCAUGGGAACUUUGUGGUAAUUCAUACAAAAAAAAAAAGUUAAAAGUCACACAACCAUGAAAAUUGCUACUCCUCCACAAACAUGGCUGACAAGCUGCACUAAAAACAGUCAAUGUUGCCAUAAACAUUUUUUAAUUUGCUACAAUUGCACAGAUAAACCAUUUAAAAAUGGUUUUCUCCAAAUUCCUGUGCUUGAAUUAAUAAAUAAAGCACAGUUAUUUUGUUGUAUGAAAUCCUACAACAUUCUCGUGUGAGUGAGAAAGAGGGAGCGUUGACAAAUGUCCCUGCUGUGUUUAUAUGUCACUAUAUGUACUUUAUCUUUUAAAUGGGAUGAAAAAAAAAAGUCAAAGAGGUUGUCUAUGGGCGUGUGUGUGUGUGAGGAACGUGUUCUAAUGGGCAACUUUGUGAGGAACCAUCCAAAAAAAACCCUCAUACCACCAUAAAAAUGACCAUUCCUCCACAAACAUGGCCAACAUGCUGCACUAAAAACAGUACAUUUUGCCAUGAAAAUGCUUUAAUUUGUCACAGUUGCAAAGAUAAUAUUCAAAAGAUGUUUUCUGCUAUUUUUUUGUAUGAAAUCCCAAAUUCUUGUACGAGUGAGACAGGUGAGUGUCAAUACACGUCCUUGCUGUGUUUAUGCAUCAUUCAUGUUGCGCAUCUUUUUAGUGGGAUGGAAAAAAAAACAUUCAAAAAUGUUGUCUAUGCAUGCAAACACAUUUCUCUGGAAAGAUCUUUGUGGUUUAAAGUGACCGCAACACCUCGGCCACAUUGCUGUAGCAGGAGCACACAAUGUUGACGGUUGUUCUUCAUUUCUGCAUAUUUUCUGUCGUUUCUCAUUUUUGGUUUGUUUUUUUUCAUCGGGACCCCCAAAAAAAUGUCAUCCUCCACCAGCAGAUUCACUCCACAAGCAGGGAGCCUGACAGUGAGGAGGAACGGUGGGAAAUCUAUGCAUCGCUAUAUAAGAGACUAUUAAAGCGCGGCUUUAUACUAAUAAUGAACCAUACUUUGCUGGCACAAACGUGAUGUGACACUUGCAUCUGAAACAAACCUUAAAAAAACACACAAAAAAUGUUGCAAUAUUCUGCUGUCUGAACGUACAUUUCUAUUGUUGGGGGUUUGUUUGACCUGCAUGAAAACACACACACAAAGUGAACCAAGGUGACCAAUAUGCAAUAUGUAUGCAUGUGUGUGCUCGAGAAAGAAUGUCUGAUUAUGUGACUUUCACUGAAACAAUAUGUGCAGUUGUUCAUCCCUUCCGUAUCAUAUAGCGGACUGGAAGCUUCCAUCAGUGGAUAACGGCUUUUUCUUUCUAUGAAAUGAAAAUGUGGGGGAUGUUCUGUAAAUAUAAGAGGCGAUGGGAGAGCAAAGAAGCUGUAUUAUAUUCUCCAUGUGAUGUCUGGAUUCAGCAAGUAUAGUAUUAACUGCACUUUACAAGACCAAAAGGACAAACUAUGGAAAAGGAAGCGGUUUUGAGUAAGAAAAAAAAAAAAUUGCAUUUAGGGUGCGUUCACACUUGGCACGUUUGGUUUGGUUAAAAGGGACCCUGGUGAGAGGUGGGUCUCAGUACGCUGGUGCAGUUGGGUUCACUUGAACUCAAAUAAAUAACCCCCCCGCCCAACGAGUUCAAAUUUAGGUUUGGAAUAUUUGUGUUCUGUCACGUAAUAUGUCACAAAAAAUGUCCAAUCAGAUCUUUACUUGAUGCAUAUGUUCUUUACCGCACAACCUUUGUUCCCAUGACGAAAAUACCAAUGUGAACGCUAAGCGUACCGCACCACAGUGCGCACCGAGUAUCUUUUCUGUGUGAACGCAGCCAUAGUCCUUCCUAAAUGAGCAUAACGCUGACAUAUAGGAUACCAAUAACAAUGAAGCCAAUAAUAAUUCAAGUGAAACGUGUGUUUUCUUGUUGACUGUUCUCCAUGCAUGUACCUUACACAGAAGGUUUUUCUUCCACUCCCUUCACCCCCACCCCGAUUGAUUUGAAGGCUACUUUUAGCCCGAGCACACCAAACGUGCUGCAUCGAUCAAAGGCCUCUUUGCUGCUAUUCUCAGUGUCUUCUGCAUCUUUGUAGCCGUGGGCGGCGCGAAGGACAUUUUCAAACGCCUCCUGGUGUCUUCACCAUCUUUCUGCCGUUCGCCUUAAAGUGCACAGUAGCCUGCAGUUUGAAAGAGAGCGGCGGUGUGUCUAUUUUUAGCCUUUUCGUUGGAGAAAGAGAGAGGAAGAGGAGGAGGAGGAAACAGAGGGAAGCAAGGCAAAAAUACUUCAAAGAAAAAUCACUUGCUUAACUGGCUAUGUUGAUGCGAAGUGGACAUAUCGAUAUUCAUCCAUAUGUCCACUAGAAGCAUCUAGUAGAGCAUACAUAAAAAUAUGGCCAUUUUAUAUGCAAAUUGACAUGCUACACUAUCAAGUCUACUAUAAUGUACAUAUUUCUGAUUGUGGGUAGAAAUUAAUUCACAAAUUAUUAUU
Messenger RNA from Dunckerocampus dactyliophorus (ringed pipefish), 8334 nucleotides. RefSeq names its product potassium voltage-gated channel subfamily A member 2. Gene Ontology annotation, cellular component: juxtaparanode region of axon; voltage-gated potassium channel complex; dendrite. The transcript is spliced from 2 exons. Gene Ontology annotation, biological process: potassium ion transmembrane transport; protein homooligomerization. The record is from RefSeq and is a predicted model, not a curated record. The coding region runs from base 574 to 2070 and encodes 498 amino acids. Gene Ontology annotation, molecular function: protein binding; delayed rectifier potassium channel activity. Lineage: Eukaryota; Metazoa; Chordata; Actinopteri; Syngnathiformes; Syngnathidae.